Messenger RNA from Penicillium brasilianum, 1875 nucleotides. NCBI's taxonomy places the organism in Eukaryota, Fungi, Ascomycota, Eurotiomycetes, Eurotiales, Aspergillaceae. The record is from the annotation of a GenBank genome assembly.
AUGAGCUGGGAUCGAGUCAUUCAGGACUCUGACGAGGACGAGCCUCUCGGGGACGAUGGGGUCGAGGCCUUGGCCUCAGUUGAGACCCCUCGGGGCCACGAGUCCCCGAAGCAAAAACUGCUGGACAACUUGGAUCACCAUAUCGACGAGCAACAAGCAAACUACCCAAUUGAGCAACAAGCUGAAGAAGUCGGCACUGAACCAGACCUCGAAGUCAAUUUCGAUCAAUUUUUGCAGUCACAGGACACGUCCCAAUCGGCAGUGACAUUGUCUCAGCAGCGUCGAGAGGAACGAUGGAUUCCUUCAACUGGAGAUGGCGGGGGUGGAUCAAUUGGAGUAAUGAUGACUGAGAUUGGACACGCGCAGCGCCGACUCCUCGGCGACAACGCUUCCAGCGCUAGCCAGCUUCUCCCUUCAACGGCGACUCCUUACCCAAGCGAAAUUUCCCAGCCCGGCUCGUACCCUUCAUUUCCGAACUAUACAUAUCAGCAAGUGAAUGAGGCUGCCAAUGGGGAUUACGAGUGUACUCGACCGGUCGUUGAGGACUCAUAUGAAACAACGCAACUUCUCGUGCCGACGCAUGUCAAUGACUACGAAUACAGUACACCGGCAACGUCGAAUAACGUCGAAUCUCCACUUGGUGAUGCAAAUGAACGGACAUACACGAUUUCGACGUCCAUUCAAUUGAACGAUGGUGUUAACGCAAAUCCACCGCUCAAGACAGUCCAGCCGUCCAGGUCAAUGCAGUCGCAGACGUGGUCUCCGCAUGACACCGAGCCAAUGUCAUCUGUCAUUUCUCCCGGAUUGAGUAGAUCCAAGAGUGAUAAUGCCAGAUCUGGACUUAUGUCACCGCAGCAUUCUGAGGGCAGUGCACAUGACGAGUUAGCUCUGCCCAUGGUGACCCCAAUAACGGCCGUGGAUGCUUCCGCGGUAAAGAAGAAACCCGUUCACCCAAAAAAACAGUCCCUGCCGGAAGAUGAUGAAGAGGAUGAACUUGCCGCGCCUCGGAAUUACUUUGAUUCUGACUGGAAGAAGACAGUCGAGAAGCGGCGACGGGAGUCACCUUCCAAGAAUCAACAAGCAGCGAAGAGGGAUACUAUCGAAAUCAACGACGAUUCAGAUGGACCUUCGACUCGUGAGGCUAAGCCUCAUCAUGUACCCGGCCUGAUGGUCGUUCUUCCCGUUGCUUUUGAUGGCAAAUCCAAGCGCAAUGGUGCGAAUGGGUCAACCGAAUCCGGAGCAGCAGCUACAAAACCAGCCAAGAAGAAGAAGGUCAAAAGGAGCAAGACUGCCUCGGCCGUUCUCGAUAAGCCCAAGGGAGCAGAUGUUGACGACGAUGUCAUAUGGCUGGACGCAGCCCCUCUCCAAGUGGACGAGAACAAACCUACUGAGCAAGCCGAUGACUCUCAACGAGCACAAGAUACGCCUGCGAUUGCCCCUGGCACUCCCCAACCAGAGGAAGUCCCCGCGCCGAAGAAGCGCGGGCGCAAGCGAAAGAAGACGACCGAAACGGCACCAGUAUCAGAAGGGCAGCCGCAGCCAUCUGGUCCAGAACCUAUCGCAUCAGAUAACGCCCCCACGAUCGAAGAGAACUCAGACUCAGUCCCCGACCUUCAAAACGAACCCACAAAGCCCACCACGGAACCGAAAGAGUCCAAUCCCUCUGCCCAUCCAGAGCCAGCCACGACCAACGAACUCCAUCCCCAAACACCGCAUCGGGCAGAAGGCAAAGAAAACGACCCGACAGCAGGCAAAGCCUCGCACAGUGGCCCAGCAAAGCACAGUCCGAUUCUUUCGACAACAAAGGUGCCAUAUCGCGUCGGAUUGAGUAAACGAGCGCGUAUCGCGCCGCUUCUGAAGGUUGUCCGGAAGUGA